AUGAAGACUACGUUAGGGUUUCCGAGCAUGAGGAGCUUGGAUCAUCUGAAGCCACCGUCGGGAUCCGGGAAGAGCUUCUCGUUCUCCUCGUCGCGGCCAGCUUCCGAUCAGAUGUCCUUGGGAAACUUCACGAAUCCGAAGCUUGGUGCAGAGAAGUUAGUGAAGGAGCAAUUGUCGGCGACAAUGGAGCUGGAAACGGCGAACAAUAAGCUUAAGAAGUGGAUCGAGAGUGUCCGUUCGCUGGAGGAAAAGUUGCAGAACGCGUUUAAUGAGAAUCUAAAGCUGAAAGAGGUUGCGAAGCUGUGGGAAGGAUUGGAGUCUAGGUUUGCUUCAACGAAAUCGUUCUGUGAUCAACAACUCUGUGCAAGUUUAGGUCAAUUAUCUGGACAGGUUGAGCGUGCUGAAAAGGACAAGGAGUUUUUUCAGGGCAAACUAUGUGCAAGCUCGAAUGCUAUUGACAAGUUGAACAUACAACUCAAUGAUCUGUCUCUGAAAUUGGCCUCCGCCGAGGGAACUGUUACAAUGCGAGAGAAGGAACUGGCAGAUCUUAGAACUGAAAAGGAGGAAAUUAGUAAGGUUUUUGUAGAGGAAAAGGGGAGACUUAGUAAGCUGAUUGAGGAUCAAGAUGCCAUACUGAAGCAGUUUGAAGUAUCCCUGGCAGCAAAAAGUUCAGACAUGGAGUGUCUGAACUCUAAAUUGGAAAGCAUGCACCUUGAAUUGAAGCUAAAGGAAGAUGAGAUAAAUAAUUCAUACAUUGCAGCCCAGAACUUGAGGGAAGAAAAGAGUAAACUCCAUCUGAGCAACGAGAAAUUGGAUAAUGAAUUGGCUACAGCACUUCAGGAGAUCAGGAAGGUCGAGAGUUUUGUUCAUGUGCUGACUGCUCAGUUAGUGGAACUGGACAAGCAAAGUUUGAGUUUCACUGACAGCUAUAGUCGCCUGAGCUCGCUCUAUGAUGCUUCCAUUGAGUUGAUACAACGAGAGAGAGCCCUUGUUUCCAAGCAUGCUAAAAAGAAGUAUGAUACACUCCACAACAAAUUCUUGGGAACAACAUCUGAAAAGGAGGCAGUGCAACUGACAAAUAAGGAGCUGAAAUCUAAGAUCCUUGAACUCGAGAAAGCACUGGAUUCUCUCAGGGAAAGGCUUGCUGAGGAGCAGGGGUCUGCAGUUGAUAAAAUUAACGAGCUGGAAUCUGAGACUGAAGCACUACUCUUAAAGAAGGAUGAGGCCGAGAGGCUGGUUUCACAAUUAGAAGAGAAAAUCGGUGUUUUAACUGAAAUCUCAAGGUCAUCUGAGAAUGAAAUGAAAGAGCUUCUGCUGAAAAUGCCCAAGUUGGAAGAGGAAUACAGAGGCAACACAGAACAGUUACAGGGAGAGCUACAAAAGAAGGUAGAAGAAUAUGAAAGUCUUCAGAAGGAAACUCAGAAACAUGACCAAGAAAUAGAUUUUUUGGCGAAGAAAGUUGGUCAAAUUCAGAAUAUAGUACAAGAGAAGGAAGAACUUCUUUUGCAAGUCAAAGAGAGGGAGAAGAAUUUGGAAGAUCAAAUCAACGAGAAUCAGGCAUCAUUGACAGCAGCUGAAAGCAGAUUGGCAGAAGUAAAGAAGCAAUAUGAAAUGAUGCUUGAGAGUAAACAACUGGAGCUGUCAAAACAUCUGAACGAAAUUUCUCAUAGGAAUGAUCAGGCAAUUACGGAAAUCCGGAAGAAGUAUGACGAAGAGAAGCUGGAAAUCAUUAACACAGAAAAGGAAAAGGUGAGCAGACAACUACAGGACAUGGAAAGAAACUGCAACCAGAAACUUUCGGAACAGAAGGAAGAGUCGAAGCAGCAGCUUGUGCGUAUUCAAGAAGAGCAUGCUUCAAAGAUUCUACAGAUCAAGGAGGACAAUGACAAGAAGGAAAUUAGUCUUGAAGCUCAUCACAUUGAGGAGCUGAAGCUUGCCGAAUCUGAAGCUAUGCAUGUAGAAAGAGAGAAAAUAGCGGCACUAAGAAGUGAGCAUGAGGCUCAAAUGAAAACUUUGAGAAGCCAGUAUGAAGAUGUGCGCAGGAAGCUACAGGACGAGUUGGAUCUCCAAAAGGACAAGGAAGACAAGCAGAGGGCUCUGCUGGAGAUGCAGUUGAAAGUGAUGAGUAACAAGCGAGGAGAUGAUCAAGACGUGAACUUUAACAAGGAACACUCCGUUUCAUCAGUCCAGAUGUUAGAUCACCGAAAGAUCCGAAAAAGUCCAAGAUCACUGGCAAGGCCAGAGACUGCUAAGAGAGGAAAUGCAAUGGGUAUCCCCAUGCAUCCCAAGAAGGUCACCCGUCCAGAGUACGAGGUUGAGACUGCCGAUGGCAGAACAAUUUCCAAGCGCAGAAAGACGAAAAUUACAGCUGUGCUCGAGCGAAUCAAGGGCGCUACUGCUACCCCGCUGCAUCGUCCUUCGAACAUAGGAGACCUGUUCUCCGAAGGAUCGCUGAAUCCAUAUGCAGACGACGAUCCCUACGCUUUUGUUUAG
Linum trigynum is the source of this 2493-nucleotide messenger RNA. The record is from the annotation of a GenBank genome assembly. NCBI's taxonomy places the organism in Eukaryota, Viridiplantae, Streptophyta, Magnoliopsida, Malpighiales, Linaceae.